UAGACUGUUACUGACUGUCAUUAAUGGAGCAGAAAGCAUGAGAUAUUCAAGAUUCGUACACUGAGUAGUUCAAGUACACAUUGUGGUUAUGUGACCAUCAUAGUAAUAUCUUAUUCUUUCACAUUGCCAUCUCUUUUUUGAUCUACAGAAAAAGAGAAGAACAGGAUGAGGAGGGAUAAUCAGAGUAGCCUGUCAGAAUUCCUCCUCCUAGGGCUUCCCAUCAGGCCAGACCAACAGGACAUAUACUAUGCCCUGUUCCUGGGCAUGUACCUCACCACAGUGCUAGGAAACCUGCUCAUCAUCCUGCUCAUCAGGCUGGACUCGUGCCUCCAAACUCCCAAGUACUUCUUCCUCAGCCAUUUGGCUUUCAAUGACAUCUCUUUCUCAUCAGUCACAGCACCAAAGAUGCUGAUGAACAUGCAAAUGCAGAAUCAAUCCAUCUCAUAUGCUGGGUGCAUUUCUCAGGUAUAUUUUUUCUUAUUUUUUGCUGCUAUUGACAGUUUCCUUCUUACUUCAAUGGCCUAUGACAGGUACGUGGCUAUUUGUCACCCCCUCCACUAUACCACCAUCAUGAAUCGCAGCCUGUGUUUCCUGCUAGUAAUUUUGUCCUGGGUCUUAUCCUUUGCCAGUGCUCUAUUGCACACACUGUUGCUGGCUCACGGGAUGAAGAGGGAUAAUCAGAGCAGUCUGUCAGAAUUCCUCCUUCUGGGGCUCCCCAUCUGUCCAGAGCAGCAGGGCAUAUACUAUGCUCUGUUCCUGGGCAUCUACCUCACCACCGUUCUGGAGAACCUGUUCAUCAUCCUGCUCAUCAGGCUGGACUCUCGCCUCCACACCCCCAUGUACUUCUUCCUCAGCCACUUGGCCCUCACUGACAUCUCUUUCUCAUCAGUCACAGCACCAAAGAUGCUGAUGAACAUGCAAAUGCAGAAUCAAUCCAUCUCAUAUGCUGGGUGCAUUUCUCAGGUGUAUUUUUUCUUAUUUUUUGGUGGUAUUGACAGCUUCCUUCUCACCUCAAUGGCCUAUGACAGGUACGUGGCCAUUUGUUACCCCCUCCACUAUACCACUAUCAUGAGUCGGAGCCUGUGUUUCCUGCUAGUAAUUAUGUCCUGGGUCUUAUCCUUUGCCAGUGCACUAUUGCACACACUGCUGUUGGCUUGUCUCUCUUUCUGUGGAGACAACACUAUUCCCCACUUCUUCUGUGACCUCUCUGCCUUACUUAAACUGUCCAGCUCAGACACCUCAACAAAUAAGCUGGCAAUCCUCAUUGUGGGGGUCAUGGUCAUUACCCUUCCAUUCAUAUGCAUCCUGGUCUCUUAUGGCUGCAUUGGGUCCACUAUCCUGAGAGUUCCCUCAACCAAGGGAAUCUGCAAAGCCUUGUCCACCUGUGGCUCCCACCUCUCCGUGGUGUCUCUAUACUAUGGGGCUAUUAUUGGGUUGUACUUUUUCCCCUCAUUCAGGAACUCUAAUGACAAAGAUGUCAUUGUGGCUAUAUUAUACACUGUGGUCACUCCCAUGCUAAAUCCUUUUAUCUAUAGUCUGAGGAAUCGGGACAUGAAAGGAGCUUUGGGAAAUAUACUCAAAAGAAGAACAUUUUCACCAUACUGUGCACUGAAUUUAGAUAGGUGUUGUGACUUGUUUUGUUUAAUAAGAUGCUAGCAAACAUGCUAAGAGUCUUGAAAAGAGC
Loxodonta africana (African savanna elephant) is the source of this 1684-nucleotide messenger RNA. RefSeq names its product olfactory receptor 1J21-like. Gene Ontology annotation, cellular component: plasma membrane. The record is from RefSeq and is a predicted model, not a curated record. NCBI's taxonomy places the organism in Eukaryota, Metazoa, Chordata, Mammalia, Proboscidea, Elephantidae. Gene Ontology annotation, molecular function: olfactory receptor activity; G protein-coupled receptor activity. Gene Ontology annotation, biological process: G protein-coupled receptor signaling pathway. Bases 166 to 1656 code for a protein of 496 amino acids. The transcript has 2 exons.